UAAUGAAUGCAUUACUGUAUAUCUUGCUGCCAUUUUAAGCCACAAGCCCUGCCCCAUAGCAGGCUGUGCAUGACAAUUUUUGAUUUUUUUAAAGAUGUUUCAGUGUAGAGAUGUUUCUUUUUUAAAUGAAAAAUUGAGUGCACCUUUUGCUAAGUGCUCCAUGAUUGCCUCUGCUCCGUAUCUGGCAUAUUCUGGUUACAUUUACAGCUUGGCAUAAGGCAGCAAAGCCCGUAGCCAAGGGGGAAAGGACUGCAAGAAUUGAUUCCGGUGGAGGUGCUGGAACGGGAGGAGAGGCAACAAGGAAUGUUGUAACAGGAAGCGAAUAGGGUGAUGGAAAGCUGCUGCUUUGCAGUGCUGAGAGAGGAAUAACUUUUGAAAGCCAUGACCCAAGAGAAAUAACUCCUUCUGUAGUCCAGUAGCUCUGUACCAGCUACGUUUCAUGUGAUUCCUGAGAUAUUUCCUCUUCGGGGCUGUAACUUCUUGGUUUGGUUGGUAAAAAUUCAUAGGGCUUUGGUUUUCUCCUCUCGUCAGAUGUGUCUUGCCUCUCGUCUCAGACAACUUUACCAAUGAAUUUCAAAACAGCUGUGAUCCGGUUUUGAGAUACAGAAAUGCUUUACUUAUUUACUUAUAUUUUAAAGAAACACAAUAAAAGUUAAAUUCUCCUUCAAUAAGGCACAUAAUCUUCAGUCUGGCAUCGUGACAGCUCCCCAAACCAGCGCUUAUCAUGUUGCUAUCUCAUUAAAAAGAUCCAGGACCUGCAAUUAUCAGCCUAAAGAUGCUUUGCAACACCGGGAAACUCCUGGUGGGCUCUAAGAUAAGGCCCCAUCACAUGGUGGCUGUGAUUUUUUGCAGCCCGUGGCCGUGAGCGAGCGCCUAACGAGCAGUGAUGCAGCCGCCCUGGAAUUCCUGGAGCUGGCCCAGCAGCGAGUGUGACCCACCAUGCAGGAGGAGCGUGCUGUCCAGCUGAUAAGGGAGCGUGCAUCAGCAAAUACGGCUUGUUUAUCCCGUAAAAACCGCUUUGGAGGAGGGCAAGCAGAAAGAGGCCGGGUCUGCACUGCACAGAUAAGAGCUCGGACCAAAAGGACGACCAAAGGUCGCGCCAGGCCUCCUGGAAACUCCCAAAGAGAAGCUUUCAGUGGGAAUGGAUGACUAAGGGAAUUGCAAAGGGCUUCUGGAGGCUUUUAUCUGUGUGUUACCUCUCCAAACGCAGCUCAGCACUUCAGUCAUUUGUUGUUGCAUGCUCUGAUGAAUGUGCUCUGGCUCGAGGAGUUAGUAGCCAAAAAACCCCACCACUGUAGCCGUGACCAACUGCCUGCUUCAUUAGCAAUCUCAGCUAAUGACCUAAGAACAGUGCGUGCAGCUGAAAAGUGAGCUGCUAUCUGGGUCAUACACAUGUGGGGUUUUUUCAGGUCAGGAAAGGCUCAAUAGCAGUUUUCUGCAGGGAUGCCUCAUUGUUCUCUAUGUUCCUCAGGUAAAGGAAGAUCUCCUGAGCUCCCAAACAAAGCAAGCAGGGUGUUGGCAGUUUCCAUGGGAUCGUGAAAUAUUCCUGCAGCCCCUUUUAGUGGGGUCUUUCACACGUCCCUUAGGCCAUGAACCACAUCAUGGACUGGGAAUCACACACAGUGAAACCACUGGAAUUGUGUGAAAUUAGAAAUACUCCUGAGGCAAGAAUCAUGCCUUUAUAUGCCAUCCAUGCUCUCCAAAGUAAAUAAACUUUACUUUUUAUACUUUCCCAGGUGAUGUUUCCAUUUGUAGUAGUAUCUUUUAUUUGAUUUAUGUGAGAGGAUUAUAUGAAUUGAAAACCAACUUGGAGCUAAGCUAGGCUGUGAAAGAAUAAAACUUGGCUCCGGUUUGUGUCAACAUGGAAUCUUUGAUCUGAGGAAAAAAGCGCAGUCUAUCAACAUUGCUCUCCAAGUGGGAUUCCAAGCUCUCCAAACAUUCAUUAAUAUUUCAGACCCGUUUUGGAGCUAAGAACCUGAGACAAAAAGAUUUGCUAAUAACAAAAGACAAGCCUGAAGCCACCUUGAUGCAGAGCAGGGAGGACUGGACAUGGCUUUUCGAUAACCUCAGGCAACUGAUGCAGGCAAAAGCAUCCAUGUGGCAGAUGUCCAGAAGGAUGAAAGCUGGGAGUAGACUCCAGUUGCUUUGUAAGCACCAGAUGAAGUCCAUUGGUUGAUUCUUGGAGUUUCCCUCAACUUCAUUUGACUGUGGAGCCGCCAAGGCUAAUUUACCACCGUGUGAGGUUUGGGAGGGGUUUUGUUGGUUUAUCCUGGGUCUACCUGGCUGUAACAAGGCAGGGAUUUUUUUCAGCUGUUGUUUCUUUGUGUCAGGAAGCAUUUUGAAGCUGUACUCCGUCAGAGAUCCCAUUUGUUACUAAAAUGUCCAACAAGCUCCCAUGCAAUACUUAGUUCAUUCACGUAGACGUUUCCCUGAAGUUGUGGCUCUGCUUCCUCCCUGUCGUCUCUCACAUCUCAUCUGAGAUUCACUCUUGUGAAGCCUGAAGAUGCGAUUUGUUAUCAGUUCAUAUGUAAAUCCCUCACUGUUCAAAGGACUGCUGAACCGCCUUUAUGUUUGUGUGGUUCACCGGAGUCACCGCAGGAUCGUGCGGCUCCCGUUCUGAAUUCUCCUACCCUGCUCCUGCUAUGCUCUUUAUUACAGUCACUCCUUGUGUUCUGGUUAAUUUUACAUGAUCAGAUUUCCAAGCCAAGGUCGCUGCCUGGUUUUUUCUGUGAAGCCCAGGCCUUAUUGCAUCUUUGCUACAGCAAAGAACAAACCCAAUAAGAACAGUAUAAUAACAACACAAAUUUUCUGCACCUCAGCUUCUUUCUUGCUACCAAUUCCCCAAGCUGCCUCCUCCCCUCAAAGUCUCAGUUUUGCCCAUGUAUUGUUGUCCAUUUAGAGCACUAAAAAGCUGAUCUGGUGAAGAGCAGCCCAUUCCCCAAAUCCGUAGCACAUUAGCUGAAUUUCCAGAGAUACCCAGCACCCGGUGAAGAUCCCCAGUGUGUCAUUUCAUUAGAUUUUCAAGAAGUAAAAAUAAAUGAAGGAUGCUAAAAGCCUCAUCAUCUCUCACAGAUUAAACACUGGACACGCAGAGCAAUCUGAGCAGUUUCCAGCCUGAUGAGUACCUCUGAUCUAUUUGACCAUUUGGGCUCCAUGGCUGGUGAUAAUGGAAGAAAAAUUAGGCUCCAUUAUUGAAGCGGAAAAGAACCUUUAUGUCUAGGCUGAGCUAGGAAAAUUCCAUGAUAACUUCCUGGUGAGACAGUUUCUGCAGCUGUCAGUUAUUUGAUGGAGGAUGCAAAGGCUGCUGUGGGUAAAACAUUGAAAUACUACCAUUUCAAAGGGGUUUAUGUUGGCUUUUGGUUCUGUGGUUUUUGGUUGCUUGCUUGCUUUUUGGUUUUGUUUUUUUUUUUUUUUUCCUUCAGUCUCAGCAACAGACAUUUCUGUUUUACUAUGCUUUUGUUUAAAUAAUUAUUAGGACAUCCAUUAGGAAGGUAAAAUGCCAGCCAUUUCUGCACUUGAAGAGCCUCUAGCCUGACCAGGGGUGAUAAUCAAUUUUUAUAACUAACUCCUAUAGAUCCUCCACCUCUAUCUUCACCACUGCCUAAGCCCUUGAGUAACAGCUUGCAUCUAUGCAAGUGCUAGAAGCAAAACUAUCCAGGUUUUUGGCAAAAGCUGAAAGACAUAAAGAAUUAUGGACCUUCUCUUGGCUCUGCAUUAUUAGAUUUUCAUGGGCCACAAACCCAAGGACAAACACAAGUAAUAUCAUUUUAUUAGCAUUUCAAAUAUACUUUUGCUAUUGUGUUUUCUUCUCUACAGGGAACUUUACAAUUAUAGAAAUUAUAAAGGACAAAAAUCUCCCCAACAGCUAGCAAUAGUGCAGUCAUAAAACCACCCCCCUGUUCCUUUCCCGUUCUUAUUUGAGCAGUGUUGCUAGGACAAUGAAUUAUUUCAUUAAAAUCCUACUGAUACCAGAAAAAGAAGAGAGAAAAGAAAAGAAUUUCUAGCAUAAAAUCAUGCAGUAGAAAGAGCUCCUUCUUUCAAAUAAGAAUAUUUAACUCACUAAAAGUGAGGGGCAUUAAAAGAGUAGUGUCUAUUGCUUGUGCAGCUGUCGCACAUUAAGUGUUCUUUUCCUAUAAAAUGUGAUCCUCAAGAUGCAACACUUUUUUUUUUGUUUUGUUUUGAUGAUAUUCAACUCAGUAAGCUUAUUUUCCCAAUCUCAGUUUUGCCCACUUAUUAUUGUCCAUGUAGAUCACUAAGAAGCUGAUCUUGUGAAAAGCAGGCCAUUCCCUGACCAAAACCCCUUGGCACAUAAAUUGAAUUUCAGGAGAGUCAGGGCUGAGUUCUGAGGACCAAACUCUGAGGGCCAAGUUCUCAAUUCUAAGGACUGAGAUCCGAGAGUCGAGUUUUGAGUUCUGGGGGCUGAGCUCUGGUUCGGAGUUCUGAGGGCUGAUUUGGGAGUUUGGAGGGUUGAUUGGGGAGUUCUGAGGAGUGACUUGGGAGUUCUAAGGGCUGAUUUGGAGUUCUGAGGGCCUGAUUUAGGAGUUUUGAGGGCUGAGUUCUUGAGGGAUGAUUUGGGAGUUCUGAGGAGUGACUUGGGAGUUCUGAGGGCUGAUUUAGGAGUUCUGAGGCUUGAUUUGGGAGUUCUGAGGGCUGAUUUAGGAGUUUUGAGGGCUGAUUAGGGAGUUCUGAGGGCUGAUUUAGGAGUUUUGAGGGCUGAUUAGGGAGUUCUGAGGGCUGAUUUAGGAGUUCUGAGGCUUGAUUUGGGAGUUCUGAGGCUUGAUUUGGGAGUUCUGAGGGCUGAUUUGGGAGCUCUGAACGCUGGACUCAGAUUUUUGAGGGCUGAGUUCUGAGGGCAGAUUUGGCACCUCCGAGGGCUGACCUGGCAGCUCCGAGGGCUCAUUUGGCACCUCUGAGGGCAGAUCAGGGAGCUCCGAGCGCUGAUUUGCCGGCUGCGAGGAUGCGGCGGAGCCGCCGCCCCCGGGAGGCGCUGCUCCGGCGGCGCGGAGAGAGGCGUGACGGGCGGCGCGUCCCGGGGACGUCUCGCAAGAUGGCGGCGCCCCCGGACAUGGAGCUUUCCCCGAGCCUGAGCCUGGAGCUGCUCCCCACCGACCCGCUGCUGCUCAUCCUCAGCUUCCUCGACUACCGGGAUCUGGUGAGUUGCUGCUAUUUGAAUAGAAGAUUAAAUCAGCUAUCAAGCCAUGACCCACUGUGGAAAAGACACUGCAAAAAAUACUGGCUCAUUUCAGAGGAGGAAAAAAGCCGAAGGAAUCAGAGCUGGAGAGCCAUCUUCAUCAGCACCUACUCUGAUUUAGGAAGGUACAUCCACUACUAUGCCACGCUGAAAAAAGCCUGGGAUGACCUGGAGCAGUACUUGGGGCACUGGUGUCCACGCAUGAUCAGCUCUUUGAAAGAGAGUGUGAGGGAGGAGGAUCUGGAUGCUGUGGAAGCACAAAUCCGCUGCAAACUCCCCGAUGACUAUCGGUGUUCCUUCCGUAUCCAUAAUGGGCAGAAGUUGGUUGUUCCAGGGCUGAUGGGCAGCAUGGCCCUGUCGAACCACUACCGCUCCGAGGACCUGCUGGACAUCGACACGGCAGCCGGAGGCUUCCAGCAGAGGCUGGGGCUCAAGCAGUGCCUGCCCCUGACCUUCUGCAUCCACACCGGCCUCAGUCAGUACAUGGCCCUGGAGAGCGUGGAGGGACGGAAUAAAUACGAGAUCUUCUACCAGUGUCCAGAGCAAAUGGCUCGCAAUCCGUCUACUAUUGUUAUGUUCAUUACAGGUACAUCUUACUUGGAAUGGUUUACAUCUUAUGUAAACAAAGUUGUCACUGGAGGUUAUCCUAUCAUCAGAGACCAGAUUUUCAGGUAUGUGCAUGAUAAAGAUUGUGUUGCUACCACAGAAGAUAUCACUGUGUCUGUGUCCACCUCUUUUCUACCUGAACUCAGUUCUGUACAUCCACCACAUUAUUUCUUCACUUACAGAAUCAGAAUUGAAAUGUCCAAAGACGCCCUUCCUGAGAAUGCCUGUCAGCUGGAGAGUCGAUACUGGAGAAUAACAAAUGCCAAAGGUGAUGUGGAAGAAGUCCAAGGUCCUGGAGUAGUUGGAGAGUUCCCAGUUAUCAGCCCAGGGAAGGUCUACGAGUACACCAGCUGUACCACGUUUACCACAACCUCUGGCUACAUGGAGGGCUACUACACCUUCCACUGCCUCUACAACAAGGACAGAUUCUUUAAUGUCACAAUCCCUAGGUUUCAUAUGGUGUGUCCAGCAUUCAAGGUGUCCACAGCGUGAAUGGCAGCAAACCCCAAUGAAUCUGCAGUGGAUGAAGACGAUGAUUCCGCAGGCAUUGAUGACUCCUGAGAUCCACGUACAGUGUUGGACAUUCCUGCACCCUCUGGAUGCUGCCAUGUCACACUCUUGGGAUUUUUUCCCAGACAGUUUGCAUAAGCUGAACUCUUCAGGGCUAGUGCAUAGGAAUAUUUCUGACUGUUGUAAAUGAACUCUGUUGCACAUCAGGGCAACUAGCAUGAAUGUUGGUGCCAGUUCUCAUAUUCAUUAAGAGCAUAACUUCUAUUUCCCUGGUUUGGAAGUGGGGGAGGAGGGAGGGAAACCAGGGGAGGAAGAGGAAGGUGUUUGGGCUUUGUUUACUUUUUUCUGAAGUGUGAAACAGCUUGAUAGUCCAAGGUACUCAUAUCUCACAUUUUUAAAGUAUUGCCUACUUAUGAUCAUACUGCAAAUAUGGUGUAGGGAUUUGGUUUUAUACAAAGCAUUAGAAGGGUGUAUCCUGUCGUCCUUUCUCGUGAGUUUCUGCUCUGGAUAACUGCUGCUAAGAAUGAAACUUGCAGUUUGGUCUGAAUAUCCCAUUUGGGUGAGAUUAGGUGCUGUUAUGCUAUUUUUUUUUUCUAUUAACAUAGUAAUAGCAAAAAAUUCUGGUCAUCAAAAUGUAUAAAUUAGGAGUGAAACUGGCCUUAUUUAUAGACAAUCUAUUUGUCUGUUGGAUUUUAUGCUAAGUGACUCUGACUGGAGAAUGCCUCUGGGAAUGUAGUGUCCAUGCAUAAUCUGCCACUCAUUAGGUAAGGAAUUUCUCAAUGACUACAGAGUAUGGAUUUGUAAAUAUGUUUUGAGGUAUUUUUCUGUUACAUGAUGUUUGCUGUUGUCAUAGGUGACAAAUUUAUGUUAUGUAUCAUGUUUUCCUGAGCCCUGGAUGAAUCUUUUGUAACUGAAUAAAAAAGAAAAAAAAAUAAAUAAGAGGCUGGCAGAACAGCAGAUGACUAGCAAAUUUAUAUUUAAAGAAGUAUCUGUUUGCUUUAUCAUUUUUAUUUUGUUUCUGUUGUCAUUAAUAAACAACUGCCUCUUCUGUUC
Messenger RNA from Motacilla alba alba, 7360 nucleotides. RefSeq names its product F-box protein 3 (gene FBXO3). The record is from RefSeq and is a predicted model, not a curated record. The transcript has 11 exons. Gene Ontology annotation, molecular function: protein binding. NCBI's taxonomy places the organism in Eukaryota, Metazoa, Chordata, Aves, Passeriformes, Motacillidae. The coding region runs from base 4958 to 6289 and encodes 443 amino acids.